AUGAGUGGUGCUCGGGCCUUAGAGUUGAUUGAGUCCCUGCCUUUUGAUGGCUCUGUGGUUGCUGAUACUGUUGGUUUUGCUGGGGGCAUAUGGAUGCUAUGGAGGACUGACUUGGUGCAUGUGGAAGUUCUGGCUCAACGGAGCAGGAGAUCCAUGCCAUUAUCCGGGUUUGCUGAAAGAUGCAUGUUAUGGGAAAACCUUAAAUUAAUUGCUACCUUGCAUGACCUUCCUUGGGCACUUAUGGGUGAUUUCAAUGAGGUUAUCUCUGAGGAAGAAAAGGCUGGGGGUAAUCCUAUUUGUCAAAGAAGAGUGAGGGCUAUUCUUGAUUGUAUGAAUGAGUGUCAAAUGUUGGACUUGGGUUUCUCAGGGCCUAAAUUUACCUGGACUAAUAAGAGAGAACUGGGGGGUCUCAUCCAAUGUAGGCUGGAUAGAGUUUGGGCAAACCCUGUUUGGAAAGCUUCUUUCCCUGAAGCAAAUGUAACUCAUUUGGCCAGGGUUAAUUUGGAUCAUUGCCCCUUAUUACUUAAUCUUUGCCCUAAUCUGUCUAAUGCUUCCAACUGGCCAUUUAGGUUCCAACCAAUGUGGUUGAGCCACAAUGAUUUUCCAGCCAUUGUUAGGGAUUCUUGGAAUGGUAUGGAAUAUAACCUUACUGAAGCUGUCACUAGGUUCACCCAUAAGGUCUAA
Messenger RNA from Quercus lobata, 684 nucleotides. RefSeq lists its product as uncharacterized. The record is from RefSeq and is a predicted model, not a curated record. Bases 1 to 684 code for a protein of 227 amino acids. NCBI's taxonomy places the organism in Eukaryota, Viridiplantae, Streptophyta, Magnoliopsida, Fagales, Fagaceae. The transcript has 2 exons.